This is a messenger RNA of Varanus komodoensis (Komodo dragon), 7996 nucleotides long. It is a transcript of the gene AKAP1, whose product is annotated as A-kinase anchoring protein 1. The record is from RefSeq and is a predicted model, not a curated record. The coding region runs from base 4144 to 6711 and encodes 855 amino acids. Lineage: Eukaryota; Metazoa; Chordata; Lepidosauria; Squamata; Varanidae. The transcript is spliced from 11 exons. Gene Ontology annotation, molecular function: RNA binding.
CACUGCCUGUGUCGGGCUGGUGUGGUUUUCCCUGCAACCGUGGAAGGGGAGCAGAGGCUGAGAAAUACUCCCAGGGAGUCAGCGUGCAAAGAGCUCAGAGAGUCUUACAGUAAGGGUCAUUUAAGGCCACGGGGAACCCCUCAGUGUAACUCAUCACAUCUGGGAGACACCAGCCCAGCCCCUCGUUAGGAAAGCUAGGAGGGGAAAUCCAAGCGCUCCAAACUUUGGACUUUUUCCCAGUUCUGGUCCACAUUUGCCUCUCCAGGUUCCAGGCUAACCUGAGCUCUUCUACACAAUACUCUUGUCCUUACUGUUGUGGUUUUGCUGUGAGAGACGGUCUGGCACGUCCGGAUGGAGUGGGUUGCAGAAGGCUUGUGCUGAGUCAACACAGUCCAUGUCUUGUCACCAUCUUUUCCUUUGCAUUAAGUGCACUGAACUAACUCAGGUAUUGCUUGGUUCUUCUCCCGGGUGGCUUUUUCCAGGUACGAGUAUUCCAGCUCUCAGAUGCCUUGCACUCAGCGUCCUCUGCCAGCCAUUGAGCUAAUGAUCAAGAUGCCAACAUGGUCAUCUUUUGGACACUGGGCUGAGACUGCCCUCUGCUCCCAGACCUACAUGGGAGUCACAUGCAUCAGCUCUCUUUUUCACAUGGCCAAUAUUUUUGUUGAAAUGGGUUUCAGCUUUUGGAAUUGUUCUAAAUUUUGAAAAAAAAUCAUGAGGGAUUUUAAGAUUUGGAAUGACAGUUGGCAAGCAGAUGAAUUUUUAUAGAAAUGUCUGAUAACAACAUGGGCUGCCCAGAUUCAUGUCAGGUGUUAGGAUUUUAAAGUAUGUGCCUAGGUGGGGAUGAUGGCAGUUGGAGUCCAGUGCAGCUGGAAGGCACAGGUUGAGUAAGGUCGCCCUGCUUGGCUGAUUUUCCUUCAACUUGUUUACUUUAGUGCCAGCUUCCUUUAUUUGUAUAAUUUGGGACAAAGGGCAUUUCUAGCACAGCAUUGCUCCAAAACGAUCCUGCUUGCCAGGCAUGGCAUGAAAUCCACCGGAAGUAGGUUUCAGGCUCAUUGGAAAAUCCAGUGCAUUUAUUUCUCUUUAAUGCUUAACUUGCAUUUUUGGCAUUCUAAUGACCAGUCUGUCAUGGCAACAGCAGAACCUUCCCCCGAUUUGGUUAGCCUCAUUCGUACAGGAGAGCCGCAUUUUCUUGCAGAUCCCAAGAUGGGGAUGCAGGGCAAGCACCUUCAUUACAAUUGGGAACGGUUUCGUCCUUUAAGCCUCGGCCAUGUCGCUGUGAUGCAGGGAACAUGCUAGAUCUUAAAAUCCUGACUUCAAAGCCACACUUAGGGACUUGUUGCGUCACCUUGAGCAAGCAUCGGCCUCUGUGUUCUUGUCUUUAAAAUGCCAGUAAUAGAAUGUGUGCCACAGUUGCAGGCUGGAUUAGAAAACACUCAGGACAGUGUUAUUUGUAUCAGAUCUAAGUCCGGGUAUGUGUUGUAUAAUUUUGUAGCUUUGACAUUGGGGCAAGAGUUUGGCUUAUGGAAAAUGCUAGCCUCUUUUUCCUUUCCUUGUUAAUUACACCAAAAAGUAACAAGUUUCUAGGCCCUAUGAGCAAAGACAUACUUAAAAUGUCGGGAAGUUACAUAAGGCAUGGAGGUAGGUGGGUUUUGAGAUGUCCAACGAUCGGAUAUGUUGUUACUCCCAUACUUGAUGUCCCCAAGUCGGUUGGAUCAGAUUGUUUUAGUUUAUAUUGCUUCGAAAUUACCAUAAAACAAAAGUUUAAUGAAACUUGCUACAUGUCCAUAGAAAGAUAAUGUAUUUAUAUAAACAUAACAUGAACUCAGAUCACACAGAAUGAACAUAGAAUCCUGGAUCUCGAGCUAAAAUACGUAACUUUAAACCUCUAUUAAAAUCACUCGUGAAUCUCUUUGGCUAGGCAUAGCAUUGUCCUUUAAGAAAGACCCCUGGAAAGAGUACAGUUUAAAAAAAUGUCUAAAAUAAUCUAUUCGAAUUUCCAUUGGCAACUUCUUUUUGUUUGUUGAUUUGUGGAGAAUAUCACUUGGAGACUAUCACUUGGUCUAGUAGAAGGCACCUGUGUUUUCUUUUUCCACCCUCAAACUUUCAAGCUUUGCAGCAGUGAGAACUAGCAUUUUGCUUCCUCUGUUUAAAAAAAAAAAACUUAGAAAAUAGGCUGCACCAAGUUGCAUCAGUGUAGUGUGGCUUUUAAGCAGGCUAGCCUGAGCCUCGAGAGAUCCAGGUUCUAGUGACUGACUUUGGGCUCGUAACAAACCCUCAGCCUAGUCUACCUCACAGGGGCGUCAUUGUGAUGAUAACAUGGAGAGAGAGGGACAAGGUAAGCCGCCUUGGGGUUCCUUGCAAGACGGAGAAAAGCAGGUUGCAAAUGUCAAAAAAACUGUUCCGCAGAAAUUUUAAAAAGCGGGCUGCAUCUGUUUGACUACAUCGCUCGGCAUGUCCUAGAAAAGAUGGGGGUGGAAUUGCGCAGAGUCCAAAAAUUCUAGCGGACGAGGGUUGCAUUUGGUUCUCCCACCUUCGGCGGCAUCCAGUCAUUUCUUCCUGCCUGGAUUUGCUUCCCCCGCCCUGCAAUGUCACUGUGCUGAAGUGCAGCUAAAUUUACCAGGGUUUCCUACAGGAUCCGGGACGGACCAGUUUGGAUGGGUGGGAGAGCUGCAAAACCGGACAUACAGAUGCUUUCCUCUUGCCAGGGUACUGGUCGCAGCCUUGUGCCAAGCCAUGUCUAUGUGGAGAGUCUCUAGCUGGAGAUUUUUUUUUUUUUUAAAAAUCUUGUUUAUUCUCUUUUAUUUUGUAGCUAGAGUACCCAGUUGACUUAUCCGUUCUGGAAUCUACAGCUUCGGUGUGGGCUUAUAAGGCAGCUUGUGUCCUCGAGCUAUUUUUAGCUUGGAAAAAAUGGCACCAGCCCCGUGACUUCAGUUUUGAACACAGCCAGGUCCCGUUCAGGCAGCCUCUUCACCAGGGCUGUGGCAUUCGUUGUGCAUCUUGCUAAUUCUGCCAUAUUACACAGUUACGUUGUUAUGUGAUUGCGGGAGAAGACCGUGAAUUGUUAGUGGUGCUUCCUAUUGAGACUUUCGUGGCCUCGUCAUCGUUUUCUCCCUUUUCCUUGUGGAAUGGUUUUCCUCCUCUCCUGUACUGGGCGAACUUUGCCCUAUGGAGAACUCUGCUCGCCUGGCGAUCAUGGACUAGGAAUUUGGAGUGUUGCAUGGAUGAAAGGAAAGAGGCAAAGAAUUUUACUCUGGGGGAGAAAGAGAAUACAUUUAUCUAUUCUGCACCAUGAUUUGGCAGCUGAUGCCAGAUAGAUGAGCAUCGCUCCAGAUUCCCAUUUCUAGUUGUGUGACUCCUGCAAAACUUCCUUGAAAUUUUGGAGGGGAGAACGUGGGUGGUAAAACUCACCUCUGGGGUUGUGGAACAAGAGUCAGUCAGUCCAGAAUUGGAUCCCUCAAUGUUUGGAUUGUUUCUUCGCUUAAAACAACUGAUUAGGGCGGGAAGGCUGGCCUGAAGCAGAGGAAGGCUGGGCUGCUGUUGAGAGGAGGGGUCCCCCAGCAAAAACUCCCCCUUGGAGGGCUCCUUAUGCUUCAGCUUGCUAAAAACAGUGUCUUCUAUCGGCCGGCUGACCUUAAAUCCCACAUCACCACGCCGGGCUUGCAAUCAACACCAGCCUGUGUGACUUGGUGUGGUGCCUGCAGUCAAGUGUUUGCACGCAUGCCCGUGUGAUGGAGGCCGUAAACAUCAGCCGACUUCCAAGCCUUCGCAGAUCUUAGCCAGAGCUCCCCUUUGUCCUCUCCUUCGAACACGCUGCCCUGCUGAGCACUUCUGGCCAUGUACGGCUUUGCUCACUGAAGGCUUGGCUGUUCUGUAGCAGGUAGCAGAGCGUAGUGAUUCCAGCAGAGGUAAAGGAAGACUAGAACCCACUCGCUCCGCUCUCUGUUUUCUCCAUCCUGAUGCUGUCCAGACCUUUUUUUUUUCAUUUUCAGAUGUAUUGUGGACUACAAUAGAGGUAUUGGACUACAACUCCCAUCAUCUGUUUGGAGAGCAUGAGGAUGGGAAGGGCUGGUAGAAGAGAGGAACAGAGGGUGAUGUUAAGCAAAAACUUUGCUUCCUUGGGCGUAACCACUGGAGACGGACAAGAUGGCGCUCCGCUUCCGCACGUUCCUUCCGUUCGCCAUCCCCGGAGUGCUGGCGCUCAUCGGCUGGUGGUGGUUCUCUUUGCGCAAAAAGGAGCACGCAAGCAAUCAUGGCAGACGAGGCUCGGCCAGCUUACUAGAGCAGAGGGUGGGCUCUCCCAAGAGGGCGCCUUGCUCCAAAGAAGACACCCCCUUGGACAGUGAAUUUUCUGCACCUCAGGAGGCCGCGCAGCCGUUUGAGCCGUCGGCGGAUUGGCCUUCGACGGAGCACAGUGCACAGGGUGGUGAUUCCUCAAGAGGAGACCGGCCCGUGGUGCCAAAGGCGGCCCUAGGGUCCGGCGCGCUUGGGGAUGACAGUGGGAAACUGGAAGUGCUGGGGUGUCCGAGCGUUUCUGGGCCCCCUGUGCCGGAGUCUUCCAUUCCGGACGUGCAGGUGGCAGAGGAGGAGUCCCUUCCGUGUCAGUUGCGCGAGGAGCGUGCCUCCACACAAGUUGCCGCUCAGGUGCUGUCAGCAACGUUGACAGCCCUUCAGACAGAGGCUUCGUCUUGGGAGAAAUCGGGCGCUUGCCGUGGGCCGGUGGCAGCGCGAGACGUUCCUUCAGCCCAGUCUGUGAAAGACGACCGGCGGCCCGUACCCUCGGGAGAUGCCUCCUGGCCUGCCCCCUCCCCUGAUGUGGCCAAAGGAGCCCUCCCUGACCCCCCUUCGGAGGCUGCGGAAGUGAAAGCUGUCAAUGGUAGUGUCGUUGGUGAGGCGGAGACGGAGGCUGGCGUGACAGAUGACGAAUGCGUGGGACCCGCCAGCUCAGAAUUGGCCCAGGAAGUCAAGACGUCCAGAACAUCCUCUGGUAGCGCGCUGAAGAAUCAAGCCUUCGGAGAAGUUGGACGCCGGAGUAGCUCAGAGAAAGACAGGGCUGGAGGCAUCGCCUUGGACAAAGAAGAAGUUGAAAAGAUUGAGGAGGUUGCCAUCCAUAUAAUUUCCAACGUGAUCCGAGCUGCCACCGAGGAAGUACUGUCUGCAUCUGUCCCCGAUGUGUCCGACAGGAUGUGUCAAACGCCCAGCCAUGCUGAGGAGCCCACAGGAAACGUGCCCGCGGCAUCCUGCCAAGGGGAUGAAUGUUCGGCAGACGCGGUUGAACCUUCCCCCCUGUCAGAAGAGAACGUCAGUCGCUACGCCAUCUUCUCAAGCCAGUUGAUGCAUGGCCGGCUGGUCAACCCAAAUUUCGGCCCGCCCAGGGACUCUGUAUGUGCUGUGGACCCCACCAGCACCACAGUGGGGAACCACGAGGAGGAGUUUGAAGACCCUCACACAGCGACAGAUUCUGGUUGCAGCGCGUGCACCUCGGAAGAUGGAGUGAGUGCGGAGGACCUUCUGAAAAGCUCCUCUUCUCCUGCUUUGGGGCAGCUCCUGGAUUCGCUGAGCGUGCCCUCAAAGAAAGACUCUGAGCACAAGUCGGCCUCUGGCAAGAAACCUCCUUGCCCAGCCGUGGCGGAGGACAAGGCCCCAUACAGCAACGGGACGCUGAAGGACGGCUGCCCCGCUCUGGGCUGUGAACCGCCGUGGCCCGCAGAAAUUGAUGGCGAUCACUCAGGAGGCUCAGAUGUUAAUAGCAUGGACUCUGUGGACAGUGACUGUGCUCUCCAGAAGAACGGCAACUCGAAGGUGGAAGCGGACUCCGGCAAGAUUGAGCUGGUGAUCUGGGAGAUAGAAGUACCAAAGCACUUGGUUGGGCGUCUGAUAGGCAAACAGGGGAGGUAUGUGAGUUUCCUGAAGCAGGUGUCUGGUGCCAAAAUCUACAUUUUCACACUGCCUUACACCCAGGAUUUCCAGAUCUGCCAUAUAGAAGGCUCUCAGCAAAAUGUUGACAAAGCGCUGAGCUUGAUCGGCAAGAAAUUCAAAGACUUGAGCCUGAACAACAUCUAUGCUCCGCCGCCACCUCCGUUGCCACUGCAUUCUCUCCCCAUGACCUCCUGGCUCAUGCUUCCCGACGGGGUCACUGUGGAAGUGAUUGUGGUCAACCAAGUCAACGCCGGACACCUCUUUGUACAACAGCACACACACCCCACGUUCCACGUCCUCCGCAAUUUAGACCAACAGAUGUAUCUCUGCUAUUCCCAACCCGGGAUCCCAACCAUGCCGACUCCGGUGGAGGUCGGUGUCGUCUGUGCCGCCCCGGGCAUGGAAGGCGCAUGGUGGCGGGCGCAGGUGGUCGGCUAUUUCGAGGACACCAAUGAAGUGGAGAUCAGAUACGUGGACUACGGCGGCUACGAGAGGGUCAAGGUUGACAUGCUCCGGCAGAUCCGAUCGGACUUUGUUACACUACCUUUCCAAGGAGCAGAAGUCCUGUUGGACAACGUAGUACCGCUUCCAGAUGAUGAUCAUUUUUCAUCUGAAGCAGACACAGCUGUUAGUGAAAUGACCAGGGGUACACCUUUGCUUGCCCAGGUUACAAAUUACGACAGUGCAACAGGUUUACCCCUAAUACAGCUGUGGAGUAUGAUAGGAGACGAGUUGGUAUCGAUAAACCGAACUUUGGUGGAAAGAGGCUUUGCUCAGUGGGUCGAAAACUAUUAAUUCUCCGUGGCUGUUUUCCUGAGACGUCUUCCCUGUGCCUCCUCUUCCCUUCUCCCGUUCUAUCUUUGUCUCCUUUUUUUGGCACUGUUUCAGAAUUAGGUUUGGCAAUCCUCUUUCCUCCCUCCCUCCACUCCAUAGACAAAAAGCAAAUAUGUACAUUUGUGGUCUGUUGGGAUGUAUUCACCUGACAGACAACAGUUUGUACUGCAUACCUCAUUUUGCAGAAAGGCAGGGAGUUGAAUGACGUAAAGCCAUAAAGAAACUGCAGCUUUAAAAUCCGACUCCCUUUCCUUCUCCCUGACCUGGGUCCAAGCUCCAAAAAAAUUACCAAUAAUCUAGUGAACAAAAGAAAAUUGACAGGAGGGUUGUAAAAGAAUCGUCCAUGCAGGGCUUAAACUGUGGAUCGAACCUACCCAUAUUUCCUAAAUUGACCGCUGCCUUAAAAUUAAACUCGUGUAGUAGGUAAAAUUGCUUUCAUAUGUCCCCUUCACCUUCGCCCCCACAAAAAAAAAAAGUUGUAAAAGAUUUGACUCUUGGGAGCGCAUCACAGAUAAUGUGGACUUGGAUCUGCUUCCAAACAGCAAAAAUUAGCUCGAUUCACUUCUGGCUGUAGGUAAUUGAACGAGAUGGUGAAAAGGGCAGUGCCGCUUGUGAUCUAUUUGUUGACUUUGGUUUUAAUUAAGGCUUGGUUUGUGAAAGAAGCAGAAAGUCGCACUGGGCAGACCUCCCUAAACUAUAUGAUUAAGACAGACACUUACAGCUGCAGCCGUUUCAAUCCCCAGAAACAUGGAUUAGCUCCCACAAAUGCUUGUCAAAUCUGAUUGUAAUUCUUAACUGUUUUCUAGCUGUUAAAAAUCUGUGUAAAUAUAUAUAAAAAAUCAUUGUAAUAUUUUGUACAAGAGAAAAAAAACUGGCUAACUAAAAAGGGAACUUCAAAACAAAAUCAUCUUUUUUUCCACACCAAAAUGUAGGUAGAAACGGUUUGGGGUGUAUCAUUACAGCGAAGUGCUAGAAGGUGGGAGAGUUGUGAUCUCUCCUGGACAGAAAAUCUUUUAACUCUAGCUUGCUUGCUGUAUGGUAGGAACGGUAAUCAACAAAAUCUUUGCUACUUUUUUGCUGUACAGAUCUGACUUAAAAGGAAAAAAAGCAACAUUUGGAAUUAAUAUUGCAGUGGUGUGUCUCAAUUUUUUCCUCCUUUUUAGAUUGGUUUCAAAUGUGGAAUUUACAAAAAAAUGAGUAAUUUAAGCUAAUUUAAUACUAUUAAAUAUAAACAAAUUUAAACAUG